This is a messenger RNA of Solanum lycopersicum (tomato), 884 nucleotides long. RefSeq names its product dehydration-responsive element-binding protein 1A. Gene Ontology annotation, biological process: regulation of DNA-templated transcription. NCBI's taxonomy places the organism in Eukaryota, Viridiplantae, Streptophyta, Magnoliopsida, Solanales, Solanaceae. Gene Ontology annotation, molecular function: DNA-binding transcription factor activity; DNA binding. The record is from RefSeq and is a predicted model, not a curated record.
AAAAUCCAAUUUCAUAAUUCACCACAAACCCAAAAACGUCCAUCCAUCGUACACUACUAUAUUUUACUCUCUCGUCAAAAUAGUAUUAUCAUAUCAUGGAUAUCUUUGAAUCCUAUUAUUCAAAUUCUUUCGUUGAAUCAUUAUUAUCAUCGUCAUUAUCAAUAUCUGAUACUAAUAAUCUCAAUCACUACUCCCCUAAUGAGGAAGUUAUUAUUUUAGCUUCGAAUAACCCGAAAAAGCCAGCUGGCAGGAAGAAGUUUCGAGAAACUCGACAUCCAGUAUACAGGGGAAUCAGGAAGAGGAAUUCAGGAAAAUGGGUUUGUGAAGUCAGAGAACCAAAUAAGAAGACAAGGAUUUGGCUUGGUACUUUUCCUACGGCUGAAAUGGCGGCUAGAGCUCAUGACGUGGCGGCUAUAGCAUUAAGAGGCCGUUCUGCUUGUUUGAAUUUCGCUGAUUCAGUUUGGAGGUUGCCUAUCCCUGCUUCCUCCAACUCUAAAGAUAUUCAAAAGGCGGCCGCUGAGGCCGCCGAAAUCUUUCGAUCGGAAGAAGUUUCAGGAGAAUCUCCUGAAACGUCAGAAAAUGUGCAAGAGAGUAGUGACUUCGUGGAUGAGGAAGCGCUGUUUUCCAUGCCAGGAUUACUUGCAAAUAUGGCAGAAGGACUCAUGCUACCUCCUCCCCAAUGUUUAGAGAUCGGAGACCAUUACGUUGAAUUAGCUGAUGUGCACGCUUAUAUGCCUUUAUGGAAUUAUUCUAUAUAAUUACAAGAUUUUAAUAGUCAGUAUUUUAAUGGUACAAAUCAUGUAUAGGUAAAUGCGUAGUAACAAUAUUUGAAUGAAACAAAGUGAACAAGUUCAUCUAAUUUAUCAACAGCUAUAUUUCAUCUA